AUGAAAGAUUUUCAUCAAGUUUCUGGUAAUUUCGAUCCGCACAAAUUGCCGUUUAUGUCAUCAAUUUAUCCAACGAUUGUGAUCAUUUGUUUGUACUUCUUAUCACUGAGACUGGGACAAGGAUUAAUGAAGCAUCGUCGACCAUUCCAAUUAAAAGCUUUUCUUGUUGUUUACAACAUUUUACAAGUGUUGGCUUGUCUCUACUUUUUGAUCAAUGUCUUUCGCACUGGUUUCAAAUGGAACUAUCUUUGGACAUGUCAUAUGACGGGCUAUGAGAAUCUUAAUCAUGUUAAGCUUCUCUACUUCACUUACAUUCUUAAGGGUACCGAGUUAAUUGAAACAAUUCUUUUUAUUUUGCGAAAAAAGUUUGGACAAAUGUCUUUUCUACACAUUUACCAUCACGUAUCGACAUUUGUUUUUGCUUAUAUCGGCGUGACAAGAGUUGGAAAUGGAAUGCUUUUGACACCGUACACACUCAAUAUGAUUGUUCAUGCUGUCAUGUAUUCGUAUUAUCUUGCAUCGAUAUUCAUUAGUGACUUCGACAAGAUCAUUAGCGUUAAGAAGUCAAUCACAAUCAUGCAAAUGGUGCAAUUUAUACUCAUUCUCUUCAAUACUGUACGAGCGUAUCAAACAGAAUGUGGAAUCGAAACAAUUUUCGUCAUCAUUUUCAUUCCCAAUGUUUUGAUAAUAUUUUAUGAGUUUUUUAAGUUUUACACGAAAACGUACUCAAAAAGUGGCAAGAAGAAGGCGAAACAAGUUAACAAGAAGAAAUCUUAUUAAAUAUUUUAAUGACUACGCAAUGAGAGAUGCAAAAUUAUCUUUUUUAUCUGGAAAUCUAAUUAAGUUCUCGUUACGAAUUUAUGUUAUUAAUAAAACUCAAUUAGAAAGCCAA
Molecule: messenger RNA, 892 nt
Organism: Clunio marinus
Lineage: Eukaryota; Metazoa; Arthropoda; Insecta; Diptera; Chironomidae
Source: the annotation of a GenBank genome assembly